Messenger RNA from Neocloeon triangulifer, 1868 nucleotides. Its product is annotated as required for meiotic nuclear division protein 1 homolog. The transcript is spliced from 6 exons. Lineage: Eukaryota; Metazoa; Arthropoda; Insecta; Ephemeroptera; Baetidae. The record is from RefSeq and is a predicted model, not a curated record. Bases 270 to 1349 code for a protein of 359 amino acids. Gene Ontology annotation, biological process: positive regulation of mitochondrial translation.
AUCCACAACAUGGAAUGAGCAAAGCGGAGCAAAGCAUGGUUUUUUCCGGUGUGUUUUAGACAAAUUUUGCGAAUAGUUUGAUGAUGGAUUACGUUAUGAAACUUUCAUCAUCUUGCAUUUUUAUGAGCAUACAAUACAGAAGCUGACUGUGGACUUAAUAACUUUUCUAUUCAUGUCAAUUUAUUGAAAAAUUAUAGUGUUGUAAAAAAAUUCUUUCAACCAACAUAAUUUCCACGAGAGGUCAAUAUAAAUAAUUCAGCCUAGGAAAAAUGUUUUCGUCCGUUGUUCGGGCUCUGGUCCCUCUGCCGCGGGCAAAUUUGUCCAAGAUUUCUCUUUUGGUUCGAAGACCAGCAAGUACAGGUGCAGGAGGCCCUGCUACUCCUCCUCUCUCGGCAUUGCAAAUAAAAAAGCGCAAAAGGAAGCCAUUGGAAGAAGAGGGCAAAAAGCUUCAACCAGGACACUUUUUCAUGAGCGCCAUUCCGACUGCUGAGGAGUACGAUUUACGAGCGCUGAGAAAUGCACUUUUGAAACAAGACUUGUACAAACCAACGUUUGUCGACGACGACGGUUCCGCUGAACCAGAGGUUCUCCACGCUACUGCUAAAUACGAAGUUGGUUCGGAGCCUCGAGACAUUUUCUUUUUUCGAGAAGGCUCCGUCGUUGUUUGGAACAUGAACGAGAUGGAAAGUCAAGCUCUGCUCUCUUUUCUGAAGCCGUUCGAAUUGAAAGGCCUUUCUGAAGACGUAGCCGUCGAAGAGACUGAGGCCAUGACCUAUAGUUACAGCGAAAACAGGAAGAGUGGGUUAGAUGGCGGCAACUUAGUUCUCAGGCAUGGAGGAGACAAUCUUGUACUUGAAAAAUUUACUGUCUCCAAUGCUGUUGCUCUUUCUGUAAAGCUAGGCUCGUGGGAGGCUGCUCUAGAAAAGUACAUCGACUCUAUUGAUUAUGUGACUGAGGAUUUGAAGGCUGGUCGGGCGAUCAGAAUGAGCCAGUCGGAAGUUUUGCGCAAAACUGGAGAACUCUUUGCCCUCCGCCAUCUGAUCAACCUCAGGUCAGACCUGCUAGACACUCCGGACUUCUACUGGGACCGAGAACAUCUAGAGCCGCUGUACCUGCGAAUGAUCGGCCACCUGAGCAUUUCCCGCCGAACCAGGGUGAUGAACGAGAGACUCAGCCAUUGCCUCGAGCUGGUUGAACUGCUUUCGGCCAAACUGAGUGACCAUCACCACGUCCGCCUCGAGUGGAUGAUCAUUGUUUUGAUCAUGGUGGAGGUGGCCUUUGAGUUCCUGCACUACUCGGACCGCAUCUUCAGCCCUGAGGAGGAACAGCAGCAGCAGCAGCAGGCCUGAAGGUAGGCACCAUUUUACGCAUCUUUCAACUUUGCGGAAAGGAUCAAGUGGAGUGACAAAAAUAAUAACUUCGGGGAAUUCAAUCUUACAACUAUUUAUUUUUGCCCAGCAGUCUACAUCGAAGGUUAUCGAGUGUGUUAAUAAUACAGAGAGUGUGGCCAAAGUGGUGGUUUGAGUGGUUCGGCCUUAAUAAGCGUUAAAAUAAAUUAAAAUCAAAAGGGCGAGUCGAUCAGAGGUCGGCCCCCAGUCUGGCGAUCUCGUCGAUAAAGAAGUCGACGUCUUGGUGGCUCACUCCAGAACUCUGCACCACCAGCCUGAAGAAGUUGGGGAGGUGCCGCAGAGGCUGGUACGUGACCAUCAUCGUUCCCUCGCGCAUCAUUCGCUCCUUGAUUUUCGGCGCCACCUGAAAAAUCCAUAAGUAAAGUUCCUCCGCAAAAGUGCAUUUCUCUCCAUUUAGACACUGUAAGUGUCAAAAUUAAAUUUUAUCGCAGUUGCAAAAUAAAAAGUUAAAACUUUAAA